AUGUCAAAGGAAAAGACUAGUGGUAAGAAUUUAAAAAAGUAUCACUUUAACAUUCUUGAUAUUGAUCCAAAUUCAACUGUGGAUGAUGUACGAAACGCCUAUAAGAAAAAAGCAUUGAAAUAUCAUCCUGAUAAAAAUAUAAAUAAUCCAAAUACCCAACAUAUGUUUCAAUUGAUACAAAAAGCAUACGAAAUAUUAUCAAAAGAUGAUGACAAAUAUGAUAGUGAUUUAGACGAAGAUGAUUUGAAAUUAUUCAAAAAUGGUACAAAAUUAUCAAAUGAAUAUCAAAUAAAAAUAAAACAAUGGAUUCAAGAGUAUCGAAAUAAUCUCAAUCUGACAGAUAAUUUUACAGAUGCAAUGUUAUCGAUUACAAAUGAAAUAUUGAAUAAAUUUAAUCAUUUAGAACAGCAAUCAAAAAUCUACAAUGAAUGUAAUAUAUGUAAUCAAAUGUUUCUGGAUAUGGAUGAACAUAAAUUGACAAUUGUAACAGGGUAUACAUCACUAUUUGAAAAUCCAUAUAUAUUGAAACUAGAUAUUUUGUUAAAAAAUAGAAUAACAAAUGAAAUAUGGAAUUGGAAACAAUUAACACCAAAAUACACGAGAUUAUUAUGUGAUCCAGAAUGGUAUCAAAUAUUCAAUUAUAUCGAACAAAUAGUAGAACCAGUUGAAAUUAUUUCAAGUUCAUCAGUAUACAAUUUAUAUCUGAAUACUACCAGUGAUCAAUACAAGAUGAUUGAGACAUUAGUUCAUAAUUUGACAACAGCAAAUCUGAUCAUCUAUACACCUGACGACAAAAUUAUUCAACAACUUAAAAACACUUUUGAUCACAAAUAUACAACUACGUAUGGUAAAUAUCGACUACCAUCACAAACAAAAAUCAAUAUGUUUAAUAAUAAAAAUAAUGUUUUAUUACUAGAAAAAUAUUUUAAUAUUAAUAAUUUGUUUUAUAUUGUUCAACAUGAACCGAAUGUGAUACGUGUAGAGACACAAUAUAAUUGUAAUAUAUGUUCAGCAAAUUUCAAUAUUUUCCUUCGUAAAUCUCAUUGUAUCAUGUGUGGCACAUUACAAUGUCAUGAUUGUCAAGUAGUUGAAACAGUACCACAUUUAGGUUAUACAUAUCCGGUUAAAAUAUGUAAAAAAUGUGUGAUAAAACGAAAUAGAAUUGAUGUAAAGAUACUAAUGGAUUAUAUCAAUAAUUUAAUUAAAAAUAAAAACUUUGUCCACAUCGAUAUCUGUUUGGCACUUAUCCAUAGUUAUAUUAACAAUGAGAAUAAUGAUUUCUUUCAAACUAUUGGAAAACAACUCUAUUCAUUCGAGCAGUUUCAAUUAGCUUUACAAGCUUUUAACUAUAGUAAUUUAGAUGAGAACGAAUGGUUGAGAAUGGCAUUGGAUGCAUGUUCAAGAAAUGAUUAUUCAACAGUAUUAACGUGUGUUAAAAUAUUGAAAAAAGAUAAAAAAUUUUGGUUAGAAAAAGGAAACGAAUAUGAACAAAUGUCAAAUGAAACGUCAACCAUUAACGUAUAUUCAAUUUUAUGUCUACUCUGUUAUAAGCAAGCCGAAUUAACAGAUGAAGAAAUAUUAGAAAAAUGCUUAGAAUAUGAUAAAUUAGAUAAAUGUGAGUUAUGUUUAUUUUAUCUAUUGUACCUAAAUGAAACUGGUAAAGUUGAUUGGAAAGAAAAAGGAGAAAUAUAUUUGAGUAGUCAAAAUCGACUAGCUACGUUUUGUUUCAAACAAGCACAACUAUCGAUCGACGGUUGGAUUAAUGUUCUGACCAAGUUGUGUGAAAAUCAUGAGUAUAACAGAGUAGCUUUCAUGUUAAUUUCACUUGAUAAAAGCAUACAACAUAAAUUGAGUAUAAAGUUUAUUGAAAAUAAUAUCCUCUAUUAUUUGAUUAAAAUCUUGCUCAAUCAGAGUAUAAAUGACUGGUUAAAUCAUGCAGUAUCGUUAAAGAAUAAGUCAAAAAUAAUAUGGUGUAUGGCAUUUAUUAAUGUGAAAUUUAAAAUAGACUCUUGGUCCAAAUUAAAAACAUUAACACAAUAUGAUCAAUUUUUAUUAUGUUCUAAAAUGGAACAAUUAUAUAAUAAUGAUGAUGAAAUGAUAUUCGAUGAACAGUUGCUACAUAAUCAUGAUCAGUUAACAUUUGAAAUACGAAAUUUAUCAGUUGAUACAGAUUGGAAAUUAUUAGGUGAUAAAUAUUUUAAUGAAAAUGAAUAUCAUUUGGCAUUAAAAUAUUAUUUACAGUUGAAUGACAAUGAUGAUAUACUCAGGUAA
Molecule: messenger RNA, 2271 nt
Organism: Didymodactylos carnosus
Lineage: Eukaryota; Metazoa; Rotifera; Eurotatoria; Philodinida; Philodinidae
Source: the annotation of a GenBank genome assembly